UUAUAUCACUUUCAGGACAAAUAUUAGACACUGAUCCAAAUAAUUUAGCAAUCAAAUCUUUUUGCAAAUUUUUUGGAGAACAUUUGGCAGAUCUUGAAGCUGAGACGACAAAUCAGUCAAAGGAUUUGCAGGAUUUGUUUGAAAAUGGCCGGGAAUGUCAGAACAUGUAUCAAAUCUGCCAAGAAAUGUUAAACCACGUGGAUGACGAUAUUCUUAUGAGGAACGUGGAAGAAUUGGAAAUGGAAAAAUUCAAAACUAAUUAUUCUGUGAAUUAAUUUAUUCAUUUUAAGAAAAUAAAUCAAGAAAUUGGACAACUUGACAAGUCAAUGAUUGGACUAAAACAAUCCGUGGAUGCUUUCCGAUCAAAAUUACGCAAUUUCAGAGUUUUUGAGGAACCGUUUAAAGCUGUGAUUGAUUUAGAAAAGUCUAAAAUAAAGAAAGAACACAAUAUUGGCAGAAUAUUUGGCAUUGCUAACGAAAUUGAAAAACUCAACCAACUUUUUGAAACUGCUGAAGCCUCGGAAAAUCAAAUUGAAAAUUCCUUCAUAAAAAUAACCCAAACAGAAGAUAAAAGUGACAAAUUAGUCCAAUCUCAUCUAAAUGAUUUAACUCGACAAAUGGACAAGCAAUUCCAUAAAAUCAACAAUAUUAAAAAACUGGCUCGAGAAAUCACAGAAAAAUUAUCAGAAAAUGACUUUCUACUUAAAAAAGCUGAAGAUCUCGAGAAAAGAUUCGAGAUUUUUCGAGAAAAGAUCAAAGACAUUGAACGACAUUUUACGGAAGGGGAAUUAACCAUAGAAAAGAUUCUUACGCUGACUGAUCAAUUUGGACAAAAUAAACAAAGAAUUGUUGAAAAACACAAAAAAUGGGAAUUUUUGAGAGAAAAGUUCAAAACGGACAAAAAACGUUCAAACAAAAUUGAAGAAGCAUAUCAGCUUAUUGCACAAUUUUCCGAUGAAUUAGAUCAAUGUAAAUCAAAAAUUGAACAAUUGCAAACAAAGGCCAAAAAUAUUUCUCACAAACCACUUUCUUGUCUUCCCGAAGUGAUUUCAAGCUCACAAGUUUGUUAA
This is a messenger RNA of Octopus sinensis (East Asian common octopus), 1070 nucleotides long. RefSeq lists its product as uncharacterized. NCBI's taxonomy places the organism in Eukaryota, Metazoa, Mollusca, Cephalopoda, Octopoda, Octopodidae. The record is from RefSeq and is a predicted model, not a curated record. Bases 327 to 1070 code for a protein of 247 amino acids. The transcript is spliced from 4 exons.